AUGAAGAGGUAUUUGAAAACCAAGUUGUUGCAGGAAGUGGAAGGAACUUGUACCGGUAAGUUUGGUUACAUUCUCUGUGUAUUGGACUGUGAAAAUAUUGAAAUUGAACGUGGACGGAUUCUACCUACGGAUGGGUCGGCAGAAUUCACGGUAAAAUACAGAGCAGUGGUAUGGAAGCCGUUCAAGGGAGAAGUUGUUGAUGGUAUUGUCUCUAGUUGUACCAAUCUAGGUUUUGAAGUAGAAGUGGGACCGCUCUCUGUUUUUGUUUCUCCUUUCUUAAUGCCUGAAGACUUGACAUUCAACAGUGGGUCCAAUCCUCCUUCCUAUCAAUCCUCGGAACAAAUUAUUACAAAGGGUUCUAGAGUAAGGUUAAAGAUUGUUGGUGCGAGAUCCGAAGUUAACUCUAUUUACGCUAUUGGUAGUAUCAAGGAAGAUUAUUUGGGUGUGAUAUGA
Kluyveromyces marxianus DMKU3-1042 is the source of this 453-nucleotide messenger RNA. RefSeq names its product DNA-directed RNA polymerase II subunit RPB7 (gene RPB7). Gene Ontology annotation, biological process: positive regulation of translational initiation; transcription initiation at RNA polymerase II promoter; positive regulation of nuclear-transcribed mRNA poly(A) tail shortening. The transcript has a single exon. The coding region runs from base 1 to 453 and encodes 150 amino acids. The record is from RefSeq and is a predicted model, not a curated record. Gene Ontology annotation, molecular function: single-stranded RNA binding; single-stranded DNA binding; translation initiation factor binding. Lineage: Eukaryota; Fungi; Ascomycota; Saccharomycetes; Saccharomycetales; Saccharomycetaceae. Gene Ontology annotation, cellular component: P-body; RNA polymerase II, core complex.